Messenger RNA from Blepharisma stoltei, 801 nucleotides. The record is from the annotation of a GenBank genome assembly. NCBI's taxonomy places the organism in Eukaryota, Ciliophora, Heterotrichea, Heterotrichida, Blepharismidae.
AUGAAUCCAUCUGACUUUUAUAUGAGACUCCUCCACGUUGUAGAUAGAAAACACCCAACCGAAGAAGAGCACGAUAAAAUUGAAAAUUUGGUCUCUGCUUACAAUUCUAUAGAGCUAGAGGAUGAUUUUGAUGCAUCAAAGCUGGAGCCUUUGGCAAAUAAGCACUUAGUUGCGUCUACAAAUUUCGCCGAACAAUUUACGCUAUUAUUCAGAAGAGCUUGGAUAAAUGCAAGAAGAGACCCUCUUGCAGGACAGCUUUUGUUUAUUGAAUACAUAAUGGUUGCUGUUUUGGUCGACUUGAUUUGUAAUAAUCUAGCCAAAAAUUAUGACUCUUCUCGAACUAGGACUCAAUUGCUGUUCCUUUCUAUGGCAACUGUAAGUUUCUUUUCCUGUCAGAAUGCAGCUAUGCAAUUUCCAAGUGAGACUCCUUUGUUCCUAAAAGAAAGUAAGCAAAGGAUUUAUUCCACAGCUUCUUAUUACUUAUCAAAAUCAAUUGCUGACCUUCCAAUGCAAUUUUUACCACUUUUAGUGUAUUGCCUCAUGGUGUAUUGGGUGAUUCCUUUCAAUGAUUAUGAUGCAAGCAAGUUUUUUAUUUUUUAUUUUGUUUUAAUAUUAUUGCAAAUAUCUACUAUCGGAAUCGGGUAUAUUUUAGGCUGUAUGGUAAAAACAGAAACUGUGGCUUUAGCAAUUGUUCCAGUCUUUUUACAGCCUAUGAUGCUUUAUUCAGGUUUAUUCCCUAGUGUAAAUCAUUAUCCUGAAGGCUUUUCAUGGAUUCAGUAUAUAUCUGUAAGAUUUAUUUAG